GCCACCUGUCAGUGUCCAUCAAUGCCACAUAUCAGUGCCUACCAGUGCACAUCAAUGCCACAUAUCAGUGCCUACCAGUGCACAUCAAUGCCACAUAUCAGUGCCUACCAGUGCACAUCAAUGCCACAUAUCAGUGCUCUUCUGAGCUGCCUUUCAGUGCCACCUAUCAGUGCCAGUCAGUGCCACCUAUCAGUGCGCAUCAGUGCCUGUCAGUGCCGCCUAUCAGUGCCACCUAUCAGUGCCAUCAGUGCCACCUCAUCAGUGCCCAUCACUGCAGCCUCAUUAGCGCAUAUCAGUGAAGGAGAAAAAUCACUUAUUUACAAAAUUUUAAAA
Molecule: messenger RNA, 333 nt
Organism: Staurois parvus
Lineage: Eukaryota; Metazoa; Chordata; Amphibia; Anura; Ranidae
Source: the annotation of a GenBank genome assembly